GGAAAAGAACAGCAAGUGCAAGAACAGGCAUUCCGUCCUUCCUGCCGGCAGAUUAAACCAGCUGUCAAGCCUGAGUGAAGGAUCAGCCCGGGAGUGAAGGAGACAAUCUCUUAGUGGAACUCUGAGAUGUGAGUUUCAGUGAAUCGGCUCAUGAAGGGGAACCUGGCUGGCCUGCGCUGAGACGAGAAUGGCAGCUCCUUCUGGGCACAGCUUCUUUCUGAUCGGGGCGCUGGGCGUCUUUGCACUCAACUGCUUCACCAGGGCUCAGAGGAACGGCACGCUCAUCUUCACCAAGGAAAACACCAUUCGGAAGUGCAGCUGCUCAGCAGACAUCCGAGACUGUGACUACAGUUUGGCCAACCUGAUGUGCAGCUGUAAAACCGUGCUGCCUCUUGCCGUUGAGCAAACGAGCUAUAGUGACCGUCUGACCAUCUGGUUCACAGACACGUCUGCGCUGGGGCUCCUGCUGAACUUCACGCUUGUCCGGGACCUGAAGCUUUCCCUAUGCAGUACCAACACUCUCCCCACUGAAUACCUGGCUAUUUGCGGUCUGAAGAGGCUUCGGGUCAGCACGGAGGCCAAGCAUCCCUCCCCUGAACAGAGUUUACUCAUCCACGACGGUGGGGAGAGUGAAUCCAGAGAGAAGCCCACAUUCCAGCGAGGCUGGCAAACAUGUAUGUAUCUCUCCUUCUUAGAUAUGGCACUCUUCAACAGGGAGUCCGCCUUAAAAUCAUACAGUGUUGCGAACUCUGCCAGCAUGGCCAACAACUUCCCCUGCUUUUCCCACCUUAAAACCUUCCCAGUUCUAAACAACAAAAGCUACGUCGUCACCUUCAUUUACUAA
Molecule: messenger RNA, 844 nt
Organism: Budorcas taxicolor (takin)
Lineage: Eukaryota; Metazoa; Chordata; Mammalia; Artiodactyla; Bovidae
Gene: EPCIP
Product: chromosome 1 C21orf62 homolog
Exons: 2
Coding region: 188-844 (218 amino acids)
Source: RefSeq, a predicted model, not a curated record